This is a messenger RNA of Linum trigynum, 2769 nucleotides long. Lineage: Eukaryota; Viridiplantae; Streptophyta; Magnoliopsida; Malpighiales; Linaceae. The record is from the annotation of a GenBank genome assembly.
CCAACAAUUUCUUCCUUUUCCCCCUUUCCCUUCUGUUCCUCCCUGUACUCUCAAUCUCUCCAUCUUCAGCCUCCGAUUGAUGACAACGAAGCCUCUCUGGAAGACGGACACCAACACCGGAAAGGUCAGGAGGGUAGAGCUCCGGCGAGCCAAAGGAGCGAUUACUUGAACGCAGAUCCGUUUCUAUUUUUUGGUCGUCUGAAAAAGAAAAUAGAAGCGAAGGAUAAGGCUGCCUUCCUGACUAUCACAUGGAUAUCCUUGUCGUUCCUACAUUCACCAUCGACGUUUCGCCUCCUCAGGCAGCGGCGGCUUACUCCCUCUCCCAGCCGUAGACCCAGCAGUUAUUUCUGAAGCAUAGGGUUUCGUCCGUUGUGGAGGGAGAAGAAGACGAGGAUGGGUUAGUGGGUUCGAUCUCGAUCUCCAACCGCAGUCGUUUUGGCCUUCCGAUGGCUAGAUCUGGGAAAUCGCUCGAAGAUUCUUCCGAUAGCUCGUCUUCAUCCGUCGACGCUCCCGACGACAGCGACGAGGAAGAGGAAGACGACGGAGAGAGCAAUAGCAGCAGCGGUGCCUCGUCGUCUAUGAAGAAAGGCCUCGACUCUCUCGGCUCCAUGGACGCCCUGGAGGACUCUCUCCCCACAAAGAAGGGAUUGUCGAAUUACUUCGCCGGGAAAUCGAAGUCGUUCGCGAGCUUGUCCGAUGCGUGCUUGGCGGUGAGCCAAGCGAAGGAUCUGGAGAAGCCGAAGCACCCGUUCAACAAGCGGAUGAGAAUUCUGAUGGCGAACAAGUGGUCGAGGAGAUCGUCGUUCUACAGCUGGCAUAACCCUAAAUCCAUGCCGCUGCUCACCUUGAACGAAGACGACGACGAAAGCGGAGACCACAAUCGCCGCCGGAGAACGAAGAAGACGACGAAGAGGAAGAAGACCGCCGUGAAAGCCUCUCGUCGUCCUCGUCCUCGGAUAAGGAUGAAGAGGAUGAGAGAACGAGUUGUUGUCGUCUGUCAUUUACAAUUCAGGGGGGUUGGGUCUCGGGUUUGGGUUUAGGGUCAAUUAAUUGGGUUGGUUCGCGGGUUUGGGCAAGAAUGGCUGACUGGGCGGGUAAGGGUGAGCUGGCGGGUCGGAUCGGGUCGUCGUUUUUUAAUGUUUAAAUGUGCUGACUGUGUCUUUCUGUUAGCCACGUCAUCACUUAACGGUCGUCAUUAACGGAGGUUAACGGAGAGUGACCGAACUUGGACUGUUCAACUAAUUCGAGUGACUAUAAAUGGAAUAAAUCAAUUCGGGUGGCAAACGUGAAAUUUUUAAGCAAUUCGGGUGACGAAACUUACAAUUAAGCCCCCGGAGAAUAGAAACUUGAUGCGAAAUACCUGUUUUCUCAUCAUUGUCACGCCAAAAGAAAAGGAAGUUUAUGUGGUUCUUCUGUACAUGUCUAUACAGAUAGAUCGGGUUCGAUGUUUCAGACCAAAAGUAUUUUUUCAUGAUGCAGCCAAGUCACAAGUUCAUCGGUCAAAAGUGUUUGUUUCACACUUUAUAUCCACAAAAUAUAAUUACAAACUUCCAACAUUGAUAGGAGUAGCCUAGGACAACUAUUAGAGGUAAGAGAUGAUGUAAAACAUUGUGGCUCAAAAGAAAAAGGGCGAAGUAAAAGAAUGAUGGUGUCCACAAAUUAUGAUAGGUGGCAGGAUGUAGUAAACGGUGGAACUUUGAGCUAUAUCAUCGAAAUCUAAAUUAAAUUUUUUGGUCGAAAGUGAAUGACCUCUUUUAUACAAGACCUACAUGUAUAAUACUUUCGCAACUCUUAUAACUACUUGGAAAUUUCAUAAAAGGCAAAUUACUCUUUAAUUCGAUCUCUCCCGUGGCUUAAUGUUAUCACAUAUUCCUCACUUAGUCAUCUCGUCUCUGAAAUAGGAAUAUAAAAUCUUGAUCUAGUGAUGGAAAUGGAAAUGUACUAGUGCAAAAUGGAAUCUCUAAGUAGCAAGAACAUAGAGAUAGUUUCAACACUUCACAUCUCCUACAGCUACUUUUUAAGUUUCUAUGCGAUAAUUUUUUUUCAAAAAGCAACUAUUACAAAUUGAACACUUCAAGCCAACUUGCGGAAAAGUAAGUUCCGUGAUGGACACUAAGGGCACAAUUAGUCUCGCAACAUGAUGAUGUUUUGGGUUUAGGGCGCUCUUUGUUUAUGCCAAAUUCUUCGUCUUGGGUCCAGCAUUGCAUUUUGUUCUUUAAUUAUGAAACCUGGAAAAGUGUCCAUCGAGAGAAAAGAAGUCUUGUUUUCUUAAAGGAAACUAUAGGUAUCUCCUACCCAUAAUUUAGUAGUUAUAUUACAGAUUUUUUUAGUUUCCACAUCAAUCAAAUGUUAGGAUGUAUAUCAAUAUGAACCAUCUAUCGUGCUCAACUUGGCAUGGGAAAGUAAAUAAAUCAAAUAUUAUCUGUUAGGCCCGACGAACCUGGACCAAGUCCAACUAACAGUCAAAGUGUGCCCAGUUGUCCAAACUUGAGAACCAACCUGACAUCCGCCCAAAAGGGCCCACGGAGCGAUUGAACCCAAGCAUAACUACUGAGGGACAAUGGUAACUCGAGAUAGCUUUCAAAAUCGGAAGGAAAGCAAGGCUGGCUCCUCUGCUGAUGCUUAGCCACUUCGAGAAAAUAAGGACAUUGAGACCACUUAAGAGAACAAUCAGAAAUACAACAAAUAGGUGUGCGGCUGAACGUUUAUUUAGUUCGCCACAACGCCUUAAUAUGACUUGAUGUGUUCGAACAAAGCAUUAAUAAUAAU